Messenger RNA from Portunus trituberculatus (swimming crab), 3766 nucleotides. It is a transcript of the gene twr, whose product is annotated as signal peptidase complex catalytic subunit SEC11A-like. Gene Ontology annotation, molecular function: serine-type endopeptidase activity. The transcript is spliced from 5 exons. The record is from RefSeq and is a predicted model, not a curated record. Lineage: Eukaryota; Metazoa; Arthropoda; Malacostraca; Decapoda; Portunidae. Gene Ontology annotation, cellular component: membrane; signal peptidase complex. The coding region runs from base 109 to 648 and encodes 179 amino acids.
GAAGUGAGGAGCAGUGUGUUGUGUUGUCAGUGUGGCCGCCGCGGAGGUAAACAGCACGUCAACCCGGCACUCGCCUUCACAUAUUGCGGUUCCCGAAACACCAGCAAAAUGUUGCAGUUCGAUUUUCUGGACGAUUUAAGACGAAUGAACAUGCGUCAGCUGUUCUACCAGUUGCUGAAUUUUGCCAUGAUUGUGUCGUCGGCACUCAUGAUAUGGAAGGGUCUCAUGGUAGUGACUGGCAGUGAAAGUCCCAUUGUUGUUGUCCUCAGUGGGAGUAUGGAACCAGCCUUUCAACGAGGAGAUCUUCUUUUCCUCACCAACUACGAGCAGGAGCCCAUCCGUGCUGGGGAGAUUGUUGUUUUCAAGGUGGAGGGACGUGACAUACCAAUUGUUCACCGUGUCAUGAAGGUCCAUGAGAAGGAAGAUGGAUCAGUCAAGUUCCUUACCAAGGGUGACAACAACAAUGUGGAUGACCGCGGACUUUAUGCUAAUGGCCAGGCGUGGUUAAACCGGAAAGAUGUGGUAGGACGAGCACGAGGUUAUGUCCCAUUCAUUGGGAUUGUCACUAUCAUCAUGAAUGAUUAUCCAAAGUUCAAGUAUGCAGUAUUGGCUGGGCUGGGAAUAUUUGUACUAAUACAUCGGGAAUGAAGUAAUGUAAUAGACAUUUCUUAAGUCCAUUAUUUCUUGUAAAAAAAAUCAAGUGCCAACUUUUGGCAUUCAUAGAUUCCAUUCUUAUUUUCAUUCAUAUAUUUUAAUUGAGGUGCUUAAUUGUACUAGUAAACAAGGCUGAAAAUACAAAUUUUGAUAAGAAUUUUUGUUUUGUGUUUUGUUUUUAGUGACCAUCAGCAAAAAAGAAGUGCUUUUGUAUUGAAAUUGAAAUUUAGGUGUUUACCUUGUGUAGCAUGCACCAUUCUUACACAAUACAUGUUUGUUUACUUAUGUGAAUAUCAUGUAUAUAUAUUUACAUAUACCAAUAAAUGCUCUGGUUUAGCAGAUGUAGUGUACAUCAAAAGAUUAAUGAUACAUGAACAUAUACAAUAUGCAGUGUAUUUUCUAUCACAUGGAUGCAUUAUUCUUUUAUACCCAAAAAGAAAAAAAGGUUAUAGAAUAAGUAGUAAGGUGAGUGUGACAUUUUAAGUACAUGUGAAAUUUAUGUAUGUAAAAUACUUAGACUGACCACUUAUUGUCUGAGUGAUAGUACUCCUUACAAAGAUAACAAAGUAUUAGGAAGUUAUCAGCUACCAUCUAUCAGUGUAUAUUAUAUAAAUGUUCAAAAUAUCUUCAAGUUUAAAGAUGGAAAAGUACAUUUUUGUGGUUGUAUAAUCGACUCAAAGUAUUCUUAGAUAUCACAUGCAACUUUUAUAUCAGUGUUAUUUAUACAAGAAUAUUGGUUCAAUUCGGUCUCUUUUAAACAAAUUUGUCAUUGGCAAAGUGAUCUCAAAUGGUCAGGCUUCCCUCUCUUGUCUCUAGAAUCAGUAUUGAUAACAAGGUAAAUUGUCAGAUGUAUUUACGUUAGUGUGUGUGCAUGUCUGCACUCUCAUCUUCAUUGGCUUUUAUUCCUAAAUUGUUUGAUCUCAUCAAAGAGCUGCUCUCGCUUCUGCUUUCAGUAUUGGAAGUGAAUGGGAGAGAUGACAAGCACUGACUGUGAUAGUGGGGCUCAUGACCAUUGAGAUUAUAUUGGAGCUCACCUUGUUGGUGAUUAUGGGAUCAGUGAAGAGAAUGUCAUAGGGAAGUAUAAUAGCAGACAUUGUCCAAGAAUACUUCAGGUUGAUUUUUUAGUAAAGAAAGCACCUUUGUUAUUAGUGCUGCCAUGAAAGAAGCAGACAGCAAUUAGUGUUUUCCUGAAGUGAAAGUUAAAUAGGAUAUGCAACUGGAGUUGUUCUGGUGUCACUCCAUAUAUUCAGACCUUUUCAUGGUUGUAGAUGAAUGGAUUCUACAUUUAAAGAUUUUUUUGGUGUUGGUGGGGAUUAUGGUGGUUGUUUUCCUUUUAUAUUUAUUUUUUUGCUUGUUUUUACAGGCUAUGUUAUACCUGUUUGAAUAGCUUCUUAACCCAAACAGUGUCAGGAUCACAUUAUAUACUAAAAAAUUCCAAUCUUUUUGGUAGUUGCACACCUUUUAAGCAAGUAAUUUAACUGUCAAGCUUAUGUAUGUAAUGCUAAGAGGUUUGCCCCCCAUGAACUAAAGCAUUGGUAGUGCUUUCUGACAAUAGAUUAGCUGUGACAACUCACAUCCCAUCCCCAGCCCUCUCAUGAGUAUGGCUGAUGUAGAUGAUCCUGAUUGUUAGGCAGCAGCAUACUCUUCUGAUGAUGAUGUGAAUGUCUCUGUCUACUUUACUAUUUUUUUCCCAUUUUUUCACUACCACUUCCCCACAUCACAGAGACAGUCCCUCACCCAUCCCUUUGAAAAAAAUAACUAACAAAAAAAUUAAAUAAGUGAUUGAUAAAAAUAAGGAUAGAAUAGUAAUUUAGAAAACAUAAUGGUGAGUAAAUAUAAUGCAAGAUAUAUUAAUAAAGAAACUUCAUUUUUACCACUGAAAAUAUAAGAAGUGACAGCUGUGGGAUUUGUGAAACAUUUAUAAAUCAACUGACACUGUAUGGGUUAAAAGUAAUGAUGCGGUGCAAGAAGUGGGUAAUUCAAUCUCAGUUGAUUUUAGGUUUAGGAAAUCAUCAGAUGAGUAUAGGUGCACUGAUUCUCUUCAGAUUUUCAUAGUAUGCAGACUUUUGAAAAUGUUUUGAAAAAUCAUAAAUUGUAAAUAAAUAAAUAACAAAAUCUUCAAGGUGGUGUCUCAUGUUACUAGCUCUACAAAAUCACUCCUAUUUUGUCACUGCAAGUCAUCAUGUCUAGUAUAGUAAUCAUACAGCUUUCAGUGAUAUCUCAGCAGGAAAACUGGCAUGAUAUAUGUAUGUAUUACAAAAAUCUUAUGAACAUUCUACAACUUUUCAUUUACUUAUAUCUUCUGUCUAGGACACCUCUUCAUCAGGUAUGAUUGCAACACAAAAUAAUUAGCAUUAGGGAAGACCAAAAAAUAAAUUCACAUAUUUUAUAAAAAAAAUUUCCUUUUACACAUGUGAUAUUAAAAGAUGACAACAUAGUGCAUAUUAUAUAAAUAGCUUGCAGUAUUUUAUAUGAUGAUAGUGCAAGAAAGUCAGAAGUGUUCUUGUGAAGCUGUUUCAGAUAUCUAGUAUGUACACCACCAAUGUAUGUGAGCUGUCACAUUGACAGUCAAGUAGUACAGAUUUGUAAGUACUUAUAAUCACAAACCUAAACAUUCUUACUGUUCACACUUUGUUUCCCUAAUUUGAUUCUAUAAAUAUCAGCAGUAAAAAAUCACAUUUAAGUGCCACUGAAUGACAGUAUGGAUGCAAAUAUCUGAAGCACUAAGGUUUAAAGCUAAAAGUUUAGCUUUUAUUUUCAUAUUCUUUUUACCACCUAUAAUCUGUGACUUCAAAUUACUAGGGAAGUUGAUGUAUAUACUGCCUCUGAAGCUCUUCAUUAUUGAUUUUAGUUACAUUUCAUUUGGUUUGUAUUUGUUGAUUUGUUUGCUUUAUUUCAGUAAGAGAUACCUAUUUUGAUUGUUCAAAAAAAUUUUUUUUUUUUUUUUUUUUCAUGAAAUACCACCUUCAAGAAUUUUGAUCUCCAGGCUCAAAAUGGAGGUUCAAACAUUACUCUUAAAGUAAGACAUACCCUUCUUUUUAUUGUGAGUGUCUAACUUUCUUUCUACAGGUUUUUUAUAGUUAAAAAAUAUAAUAAAAUGUACGUACACACA